CAGAGAGAGGGAAAAAAGACGUGAGAAAAAAAUUAUUUGAAGGCAUUCAGCAGCUUUAGCGCCCUCAUCUUUUGUACCUCACUUAUAAAAAAAACAGCUAUUCUGAAAAAAAAAAGCCUUUAACAAAGAAGAAAACUGGAGAAAGAUGCAGAGCAGCAGGAAGAGGAGGGCAUCUGACAGAUAAAACGAGGGAGCUCUGCAGCAGGAUCCCUACAGUGCUGUACACAGAACUGCGUGACUGGUCUCUGCAAGCAGAGGGAGGAGAGAGGAGAGAAGGGAGGAAGGUAGGAGAGAAAGAAAGGGGGAGGGGAGGCAAUUCAGUGCAGUGCUAGCAGACUGGAUGAGUAGCAGCCGCGGCAUAAGAAGCAACAUCAGCACCACUAGCUGUAGCAUCUUUCUUUGUGGCUGCUGGAGGCUGUCUUGUGGCUGCUCUACCAUCAACAGCCACAAGACAUACACACACACACACACACAAAAUAUUUGGACACAGACGCUCCUCGUGCUUGCAUCAUACACACACAUGUCGUGGUGGCCACCAGAGAAGAGGUAGUAAGUGACGGGGCUCGGGGGACAGAGGGACACAGGAAGAGGAAACCGGGACGACUGGUGGUAGUGCAAACAGGAGGAGGGCUGGAGCGACCGUGACUGGAGCAGCAGCAACAGUAGCAGCGGCACCAUGGCGCAAGCCGCCAAGCAGCUCCGCAAGACCAAGGACCUUGCGGAGGCCGCCGCCCAGGAGCAGAGGGAGAAGGAGGAAGAAAAGAUAAAAAAGAGGAAUCGAUCCAGGGACCGCAGGCGCAAGGCCGAUGCAGCCACCAGCUUUCUGCGCGCAGCUCGUUCAGGGAACCUGGACAAGGCGCUCGAUCACAUCAAGAAUGGAAUCGACAUCAACACAGCUAAUCAAAAUGGUCUUAACGGGUUACACCUCGCCUCUAAAGAAGGCCACGUCAAAAUGGUCUUGGAAUUACUCCAUUCUGGCAUUGAGCUGGAAGCAACUACAAAGAAAGGGAACACUGCUCUCCAUAUCGCAGCGCUGGCAGGGCAGGAGAAGGUGGUGGCUGAGCUCGUCAACUAUGGUGCCAAUGUUAAUGCCCAGUCACAUAAAGGGUUCAGUCCUCUCUACAUGGCAGCACAGGAGAACCAUUUAGAAGUGGUCAAAUUUCUGCUUGAAAAUGGUGCCAAUCAAAGUCUCCCAACUGAGGAUGGCUUCACUCCCCUUGCAGUGGCCCUACAGCAGGGCCACGAAAACGUAGUGGCACUGCUCAUCAACUAUGGCACCAAGGGCAAGGUCCGCCUCCCUGCCCUGCACAUUGCUGCAAGAAACGAUGACACGCGCACUGCUGCAGUUCUCCUGCAGAAUGACCCCAACCCCGAUGUUCUUAGCAAGACUGGUUUCACACCUCUGCAUAUUGCAGCUCACUAUGAAAAUAUGAGUGUAGCCCAGCUGCUGCUGAACAGAGGAGCGAAUGUAAACUUUACCCCCAAGAAUGGCAUCACACCCCUUCAUAUAGCCUCUAGGAGGGGCAACGUAAUGAUGGUCAGACUAUUGCUGGACAGAGGAGCACAGAUUGAUGCCAAAACUAAGGAUGAACUGACUCCUCUCCACUGUGCAGCUAGGAAUGGUCAUGUUCGCAUUAUUGAGAUCCUGCUAGAACACGGUGCUCCCAUCCAGGCUAAAACCAAGAACGGUCUAUCCCCCAUCCACAUGGCAGCUCAGGGGGAUCACAUGGACUGUGUCAGGCAGCUACUCCAGUACAAUGCUGAGAUUGAUGAUAUCACACUCGACCAUUUAACUCCUCUUCAUGUAGCAGCCCACUGCGGUCACCAUCGCAUGGCCAAAGUUCUCCUGGACAAGGGGGCCAAAGCCAAUGCACGGGCUCUGAAUGGCUUCACACCUUUGCAUAUUGCUUGCAAGAAGAACCACAUGCGGUCUAUGGACCUGCUGCUUAAGCACUCUGCUUCCUUAGAGGCUGUCACAGAGUCUGGUCUCACUCCUCUUCAUGUAGCAGCUUUCAUGGGGCAUCUGAACAUAGUGAAAAACCUGCUCCAAAGAGGGGCUUCACCCAAUGCUUCCAAUGUGAAAGUGGAGACUCCUCUUCAUAUGGCCUCCAGAGCAGGACACUGUGAAGUUGCUCAGUUCCUGCUCCAGAACGCAGCACAAGUGGAUGCCAAGGCUAAGGAUGACCAGACACCUUUACACUGUGCAGCCCGUAUGGGCCACAAGGAGCUUGUCAAGCUGCUCCUUGAGCACAAGGCCAGCCCUGACUCAGCUACAACUGCAGGUCACACACCUUUACACAUUGCAGCACGUGAAGGACAUGUCCAGACUAUUCGAAUAUUAUUGGAUGCUGGAGCGGAGCAAAUAAAGAUGACAAAGAAAGGUUUCACUCCCCUCCACGUGGCCUCCAAAUAUGGAAAGGUAGAUGUGGCUGAACUCCUUCUGGAAAGAGGAGCAAACCCAAAUGCAGCUGGGAAGAAUGGUCUGACACCCCUUCAUGUGGCCGUCCAUCACAACAACCUGGAUGUUGUUAGACUCCUGGUCAGCAAGGGAGGAUCUGCACACAGCACUGCCCGAAAUGGAUACACUCCCCUUCACAUAGCAGCCAAGCAGAACCAGAUGGAGGUGGCCAGCUGUCUUCUUCAGAAUGGGGCAUCGCCCAAUUCUGAGUCCCUCCAAGGCAUCACGCCCCUACACCUGGCUUCACAGGAGGGACGGCCUGACAUGGUGGCUCUGCUCAUUUCCAAACAGGCCAACGUAAAUCUUGGAAACAAGAAUGGACUGACCCCUCUGCAUCUUGUGGCCCAGGAGGGUCAUGUGGGCAUCGCAGACACUUUGGUCAAACAGGGGGCAUCUGUUUAUGCUGCUUCACGUAUGGGCUACACACCCCUUCACGUGGCCUGUCAUUAUGGCAACAUCAAGAUGGUGAAGUUCCUUCUGCAGCAGCAAGCUCAUGUGAACGCCAAGACAAGGAUGGGCUACACCCCUCUGCACCAGGCAGCCCAGCAGGGCCACACAGAUAUUGUCACACUCUUGCUGAAACAUGGAGCCCAACCCAAUGAGAUCACCUCGAACGGCACGUCUCCCCUGGGCAUUGCUAAGAGGCUGGGUUACAUCUCUGUGAUCGAUGUGCUCAAGCUGGUAACCGAGGAGUCUGUUUCUGCGAUCACGACAGAGAAGCAUCGGAUGAGUUUCCCCGAAACUGUAGAUGAGAUUUUGGAUGUUUCAGAGGAUGAAGGGGUUGCCCAGCUAACGUUAGGAGACGAGUUGCUGGGGAUGGACGGAGCUCGCUAUUUGAAGCUUGAUGAUUUUAAGGACCAGGAUGAUGACUUUCUCUCCCCAAAGAAGACCCUCAGAGACUUUGAGGGCGGCAUGGGCACCACUCCAUAUUCUCCUGCUAUUCCCAGGAUCCCCUGUGUGUCACCAGAGACAGUUAUGCUGGAUCAGCACACCCCCGUCCCCUUGCCAAAAGAAUAUGAUGAAGAUUCUCUUAUCCCAAGCAGUCCAGCUACUGAGACUUCAGACAAUGUCAGCCCUGUAGCCAGCCCUAUUCACACUGGCUUCCUGGUGAGUUUCAUGGUGGAUGCUCGAGGGGGCUCCAUGCGAGGCAGCAGGCACCAUGGACUACGAGUGAUCAUCCCUCCCCGAACCUGCGCUGCACCGACGCGCAUCACUUGCCGUCUCGUUAAACCCCAGAAACUGACCACGCCUCCUCCACUAGUGGAGGGCGAGGGCCUCGCUAGCCGGAUCAUCUCCCUGGGGCCGUCCAGUAUGCAGUUCCUUGGACCAGUGAUAGUAGAAAUCCCUCACUUUGCCUCACUGGGACGAGGAGACAGAGAGCUUGUGGUGCUCCGCAGUGAGAACGGCUCGGUCUGGAAGGAACAUCGCAAUCGCUAUGGCGACGAAGUACUGGAAACUAUUCUGAAUGGCAUGGAUGAAGACUUGGAGAGCCAAGAGGAGCUGGAGAAGAAGAGAAUCCGUCGAAUGAUCUCCACUGACUUCCCCCUCUACUUUGCAGUAGUGUCUCGCAUACAGCAGGAGAGUGAUCUCAUUGGUCCAGAGGGCGGUCGGCUGACCAGUAAGCUGGUCCCCCAAGUUGAAGCCAUCUUCCCUGAGACUGCUGUCACCAAGAGAGUGAGGCUGGGACUGCAGGCACAACCAAUCCCUGAUGAACUGCUGACCAGGCAGCUUGGUAACCAGGCCACCUUCAGCCCAGUGGUUACCAUCGAACCUCGGCGACGCAAAUUUCACCGUCCAAUCGGAUUGCGGAUUCCUUUACCACCGUCGUGGAGGGAGAGCCCUCGUGAUGCUGGCGAGGGUGAUACCACCAGCUUGCGUCUUCUCUGCAGUGUCAUUGGUGGAACAGCACCAGCUCAGUGGGAGGACAUCACUGGAACCACCAAGCUGAUGUACGCCAACAACUGUGCCAAUUUUACCACCAAUGUGUCUGCAAGAUUCUGGCUGGCAGACUGUCCACGUACGGCGGAGGUGGUCACCUUUGCCAACCUGCUGUACAGGGAGCUAAUGGCAGUCCCAUAUAUGGCCAAGUUUGUUAUUUUUGCAAAGAUGAAUGAGGCACGUGAGGGACGCCUGCGUUGUUACUGCAUGACAGAUGACAAGAUGGACAAAACUCUGGAGCUACACGAAAACUUCACCGAGGUGGCCCGUAGUCGAGACAUUGAGCUAAUGGAGGGGAUGCCUCUCUACCUGGAGUGUUCUGGGAACUUGGUGCCCAUUCGGAAGGCCACUCAGCAGCCUCGUAGCUUCAGCUUCCAGGCCUUCCGAGAUAACAGACUGCCCGUCUCUGUCAAGGUCAGAGACAGUAACAAGGAUGCCUCCGGGUUUUUGUCUUUUCUGCGGAAGUGCACCAAGUAUGAGGACACACAACACGUACUGUGUAACCUUAAUAUAACCAUGCCACCUUGUGUCAAGGUUGUUGGAAGUGAGGAGCGCAGACGAACUUUAACCCCUCUUGCUUUGAGAGAACGCUACAGUGCACUGAACGAGCCCGGCAUGGCCACAGUGAAUGCCAUGGAGAGGACUGAGCUCAAAAUCAACAUCAUAUCCGAACAGCUGGGUUUAAGUUGGGCAGAGUUAGCACGAGAGCUUCAGUUUGGUGUGGACGACAUCAAUAGGAUCCGUGUGGAGAAUCCAAACUCCUUGCUGGACCAGAGCUCUGCCCUGCUCAACCUGUGGGCCAGCAGAGAGGGCAAAAGGGCCAAGAUGGAGAGCCUCUACUUUGCUCUGAAGAACAUCGAUCGUGCAGAUAUUGUAACCUCUUUGGAGGGUCAGGCUCCGCAACCAGCACCUGGUUCUUCAGAGGAGGGCGCCUGUCGGCUUGGUGACCGCGACUCCACUCUGUUGUCCCCCAGCGUCAUUAAUGAGAUCACGGACACAAGGCCAUCGCGCCUAGUGCACAAGCCACGCGUUAUUAGACCCCCGUUUUUCAGAAGGGGUUAUGGGCUGGUGCAGGAGGAGCUUCUGUCCCCGGCCUCCAUGCAGUACAGCUUGCCAUCUCCACUGGGCGUGGAGCCCUACUGGCAAGAGGUCUCCAGCCUCGAGUGCGCCCCCAUUGCCACCACAGAGGAAGAUACAUUAAUGGAGAUGUCGGACGUUCAGGUGUGGCCAGCAGGGGUCAGCCCCUCUCUGGUUACAGUGGAGGACUCGUCACUAGAGGGCAGCAGUCGGGCUGACGACUCAGAGGGCGCCACGCUCUCCUUACCCUGCAGCUUGGGUCGCCCAAGCAGUGGAGCCAGCGGGGCCAGCGGCUCCAUCAUGGAGCUGGAGGAAGAGGAGGAGGAGGAGGAGGAAGGGGAGGUUGAGGAGGAGGAGGCACCACAGGAGCCAGCAAGUGCACUGGCGGAAAGGGACAGGGUGAGAGCCAGUGGUGCCGUUCCCAAGGUCAAUCUAAAUGGCCAGCUGGGAGGUCAGAGGUCGGACGUGAGGAGAGUGGAGAGUGUGGCUGUAGGAGGAGGAGCAAAAGGAGGAGGUGGAAUGGUAGGGCUGGGCUCAGUGGAAGGGAUUUCUGUUGUUUCAGGCCAACAGGUGUACUCCCAGAGGUGUGAGAUAACGGGGCUGGGUCGAGCUACAGAGCACAACGGAGACAACCGGAUGGUGGGAGGAGGAGCAUUUCAACCCUACAUGCCAGACAAGGACUCCCUACAAGGCUGGGUGGGCUCGGUGUCAUCAACGCGUGACGGCAGCGUGCCAGGCUUGCACGUGGCCCAGGAGGCUCUGCUGACUCCGAGAGAGGAGAAGGAGGAGUAUGUUGCUGAGGCACAGUUUGUUGAAGAACGUGGAAAUGCACUUGCUAGAAAGGUGGCGGUGGAUGUGAGAAAGGGCGCUCAGUCAGUGCAGCACAGCAGUCUGCGGAGAGUUAAACACUGAAAUACACUUUCUGCCCAUCCCUUCAGGACCGGAAAGCCACUGCCAAACCAUCCUCCACGAAAACACGACCGGACCGCAGAGGAAAAUGAGCAUGGAGGAAGUGCAGACUAUUUAAAAAAACAAAAAAACAAACAGAAUCAUCCUCAACCUGUGACCAUGGAGCACCACAAAACAAAAUAGAAGAGGAGAAAAAAAACAGGAAUUAAACUUGUAGUUUUAUAAUAUUUGUAAAAAAAAAUAUCAACUAGAUUAAGGCAUGACGAUACCGUUUCUUUUUCUUUUUUAUACAAAAAAACAUAAAUGUUAGUUAAACAACUAAGAAAAAAAAAGCAACAAAGUGCUUCCUGUGAACUGUAAUCGCAUGAUGACUGCUGGUGCAUGCCCUUUUGAACUGUCAUUAUCUACAAACUGAAGGGGUACAAGGUACGGGGGCGGACCCACAUAAGGGUUACAGGCUUUUUUUAAGGGCCUUCUUUCCCCCAACUGGAGUGGUUUGUUUCAGCAAGUUGAGUCUAAUAACACUACAGCCAAAAAAAAGAAGUCCCUCAAUGGAUGGUUCUCUAUACAGCUAAGCCUCUGCUGAGCCUCCCAACGCUUCUUUCACUGGACCCUUUGCCCUGUUAUUCUAAAUGUGAUAUAUGCACUCUAUGCUACGUGGACAUGUGUCAGUGUGUGUAUGUGUGUGUGCGUGUAUUUUUCUCUACCGCAUGUGUUUCUUGCUUCCGGCUUGGCGCUGAGCCCUUCCCCAUGAUUGGCUUGUUGUCCCUGUAAUGUCACGGCGUGCUCAGCGCUGGAAUGAGAAAGCCGCCGUGCUGCCCUGCUCGUGACUUCUUGUCCGCGUGCGUUUUUUUACAUUUUUAAUUUUUUUUCCUUUGUGGAUGAAGAUCGCUCCUCAUUGUUUCUUUGGGACUCGUCCACUUUGGGUUUCAGCUUUGUUUGACUGCGGAUGAGAAAUGAACCUCUAGCUCCCCUCGUGUUUUCAGGGGGAAUGUUUUCAGACAGCGGGAAUGUUUUCUUUGGAAAAAGCGUGGGUGCUCGAUUGCAUUGUACAGCAGCUCUGAGGGCACAAAGCUUGACUUUCUAUUCCCUCAAGCUUUUCUGUGCUCUUCCAUUGCUUUUUUUGUUUUCUUUUUUUUCCCCAGUAGCAUACUUUACCUUCACCCAUAAUCUAUCAGUAGCCUCAGUCUAUAUGCAGUCAAAUCACAGUCCUCUCCCAUCAGCAUCUAAAGGUCCUCCAAACCCUCUGUGCUCCCUCUUUUAUCUGCUUGCAGUGGCUGUAGCGCAUCACUGUUGAAUUUUUGAGUCAAUAUUUCAAAUUGUGGUGAAGAAAACAUGAAGGAUCUCAUUCGUGUGACGAUGCCGUGAUUUGAGGAUUUCUAAGCGAGAGUGAAAUGGCAGCGAGGACAGACAGGUAGCACUGUGAUCGUCUUAUUAACACUGACCCCAGACUCGUGAACUGUCAAGACCCACAUUCAUAUAUAGCACAGGCAAAAGCACAGAAACAUAUAUGAACACAUUUCCAGAAACACACAAACAUAGAUCACACGGUUAAAUAAUUAUUGCCUGGUCAGUGUUGUUGUUGUUUUUUUUUUCUUGUUUUCUUUGGAGUUUGCCACAGCAAUAAUACACAGAAACAAAAAAAACAUGAAGAUGGAGCGGCAACUGUAAAAGACUGGUUUCCUCAGAGAAGACACAAACUGUAUCUGGAUGAACAGCAUUUGGCAUUGAAGCUCGCCCUUGAAGUGAGUGAGUCAGGACGUACUGAUGCAAGAUGAGAUGACUCAGCUGUAGCAGUGCGAGACCUUGGAGGCCGGAGAGUGUUUGUGUUUCAGCACUUAACGUAGCAAAAUAUAAACCAGGAUAUCUUCAUUUAAUAUCUGUUAAGAAGCUUGCUGCUGCCAUGAGGCGGAAUCCACCGAACUCUGUUUUCCUUCUUUUUUUCCCUGGAUAAUUCAACUUGUGUUUCUGUAAAUCAUCAGCUCAUCACCUCUGAAACACUUUAUGCAGAAACUGGUUGGCAGCAGCAUGAAGGAGUUACAUCAUAGUAGCACGCAUUUCCUUAAAAUCACCUAUAUCUCCCAUAAGUACUGUAAAUGCUACUGUAGCCUGAAUGAGUGAGACCGGAUGAAUGAACACAUUGGUUAUACAUCACGCAAAUGCACUUACUUUCCACGCCCAGUCCAUGCACGAGAACCUCAUGGGAUAAUAGCACGUUUUCCACUGUUACUUCACUCAGGUUUUCAGUUCUGCUCUAUCAGAAAGAACAAAAGAUGUUUGUUUCUAAGUUCUGAGUCAUCCUCUCAAAGACAAAUGUGGGACACAAGUGAGCGAUUUAGAGUUUUCUGUUGGGGCUGUUUGAGGUGGGAUGGUGAUGCGUGGGCUUUUUUUGGUUUGGUUUUUUACUUUUUCUUGGUGGAGCAGGGUGGUUUGGUGCAAGUGUGUGUGUAGUUUAGUUGUGUGAUUCACAUUAGACCAAAAAACACUGAGUGUGUGGUCAGUGCCAGCAUGUCUACUUAACCUCGCUGGUGCACUGCUCCUGCUGUGACACCACUGUUGGUUAUUUUUGUCUUUACUCAUUUUUUGUUUGUUGGUUGGUUGUUUUUUUUGUCACAGGUUGGAAAAAAAAAAGCCAAAUAAAUUUUGUUGAAGCACAGGCAAAAGAUUUUCCUUUCACCAGAUAAAUAUAAAACAAUUAUCUUCUCAUAUGUAUACCUUCAAUUGUCGAUGCACGUUAUUGUGUAAUCUUACCUAAUCGGCCAUUAUGCUGAAGAUAAAGUCAACAAAUGACAAACAAGACGCCCACUCGACUUCACAGCUCCCACAAUCACUCUGUUAGUCUUAAAGACUUUUACUGUAUCAGCACAAGAAUGGGGGUUGGAUCCAGAUGUUUUAUUUCUGUGUUGAGGUUUUAAUCCUUAAGAUUAAUACUCUAAAAAAUGUAUUUUGAUGCUGUUAAAGGUCAGAGGUUUUUCAAUUUGCAUCCCUUAGUAGAUUAGUUUUAUUAUCAGCAGCAAGAAACUGGUUCAUGAAAAAACUGUGUGACCGUAGUGGAUGUAAAAUGGUGGAUGCAUGCAACAGUCCUAAAGUUUAGUGCUAAUCCCAUGAUUUUGUUGGAGCUCUGAUUGAACUGUUGCUUUUCUUUUGUAUGUGAAGAAACUUUGGAAAAAUGUUUGCACUUAAUUGAUAUACUAUAUUUUUGAAGUGACUGCAAAUCUGGUCACUGACAUUUUAUAAAAAAAAAAAUUGGCCAUAGCUCCCAUAAUCUCACAGCAUGUCUCACCCCCUGAUUUGUAGAGACCCACUUUGAAGCUUCAAUUUCAGCAUUUUGGUUGUUAAUUUGUGUUUCCUUGGAACCAGAUGGCACAAGCAAGGUUUGGAUCUGGCAGGAAAAACCAAGGGACACUGCACACGUUAUCGUUUAUUUAUUUAUCCACAAUCUGUCUGGUUUGCAGUGUGUAAUUAGAGUUAGGUUAAUUGGUGAUUCUAAAUUACCCAUGACUGUAAGUGCAAAUGAUUGUUUGUCUCUAUGAAAUCAUCAACCCCCAUAUUGGUUCAUUAAGCAAGACUAGCAGUAAUUGCCUUCACUAACAAAGUAGUUGUUCAAACAACAAGAUUUCAUUGUGUUUUCCUAAAGUUUUUAACUUGUGUAGCAUGAAUUAAAACAAAUUUCACUCUACAUAUUUAAAUAAAUCACUUCAAGUCAAUGUAAGUAUACUACGUUGAUCCAACGUAAUCUGAUUACAUUAAACCACCAAAUGCCAAAUGUGUUGGUUUGACAUGGUCAAAAAUGGGUUAUUGUACUUGGUUAAAUCACAUGGAAAUAGGUGCCAUGAUUAAAAUGUGUUCAUCCCACAACAGAUUUUUUUGAGUGUAGUCAGUACUCUUAAAACAUGCUUACUUCCCCCAGAGGCAUCAGCCAAGACUAAAAUCUUAAGGAUCAUAACUUUGACUUUAAGGAGCUGUCUUCCUGCUUAACUUCCUGCUUAGUCACAUUUGAAAUCCUGAAAAAAAAGUCUCCACAAAGCAAAAUGAUGUAUGAAGUAGUUUAAUUAUGUUUCCAUACAUAGAUCAUUUGGAUUUGCCGUCUGAAUUAAACUUGUCUGUGAUCCUGUGCACUUCCCCAGUGUUUGUAUGUACAGUAUGCGAGUGUUUGUGAGUGUGUGUGUGUGUGUGUAUGAUGAUGAUGAUAAUGAUCAUGAUGUUUGGUUCCAAUUCUGGUUGGAUCAGCGGGAAGAAGAGAGACCGCAAUUUCCCAGGCAUGUGAUCUGAGAGGACGUGUAACCUACAGCAAUGUAUUUUAAAGAGUAUUGUAAAAUUUUAACUGUUGCAAAGAAUAAAGAUCACCUAUACUCCUUUAGAAUGGAUACAUGACAAUGUAAACGCAAUAUCAUAUUACUCUAUCCUAAGGAAUGCAACUGCGCACAUGCACAAAAAAAAGAUGUUUUUAUGAAAAUAUAUGUAUAAAUAUAUGACAAAAUAUAUUUAAUUAGAAUGCUAUGCACCCUCAUAGAGUUAUUAUGGAUGUUCUUUAAGCAUUAUCUAGACUAGGCCGACGUCCACGUCAUGGGGAAUGUAGAGGCUUUGUAGCUAUGACCACUUGUUUUCUUUUCUUUUGUAUUGUCCCGGAGAGAGGAUAAACCAACGUGAAUAUGUAUACAAGCCUUUCAAUCAGAGUCAUUCUGACAUGAAGAUAUGUAUAGAUCAUUUUACCCUGUACACCAGCUCAAACCAUUUACAAGAAUUAAUAAACAAAGAUGUGACAUAAA
Messenger RNA from Haplochromis burtoni (Burton's mouthbrooder), 11151 nucleotides. RefSeq names its product ankyrin 1, erythrocytic b (gene ank1b). The record is from RefSeq and is a predicted model, not a curated record. The transcript is spliced from 44 exons. Gene Ontology annotation, molecular function: protein binding. Gene Ontology annotation, biological process: signal transduction. Lineage: Eukaryota; Metazoa; Chordata; Actinopteri; Cichliformes; Cichlidae. The coding region runs from base 677 to 6385 and encodes 1902 amino acids.